AUGGCCUUCAUACUCAAAUUCCUCCUGGCCAUCCUAGCAGUAGGCCUAACAGCAAUCUAUCUCCGCUUCACCAUCCUCCUGAACGCGAAACGCAACAAACCUCUCCGUCAUGGCCGCCGCAACCCCAACGAACCAACCCACCUGAUGAUAGUUCUCGGCUCAGGCGGCCACACAACAGAAAUGCUCUCCAUGCUCUCCCGCUCCGUGCAAGAUGAAGACCAAAGUCAGCGUUUACAUUGGAAUGACUAUACGCAUCGGACGUGGGUGGUCAGCAGCGGGGAUAGUCUGAGUGCUGCGCGAGCAGAGGAGUUUGAGAAGAUGGCGGCGCCGUUGAGUACGCAGGAGGGACUGAUGAUGGGGAAGGUGAAGAGAGCAACUGAUAAUGGGCCCGGGACUUAUGAGGUCGUGACUGUGCCCAGGGCGAGGGAGAUCCAUCAAUCGCUGGCUACGGCGCCGAUGACGAGUUUGACCUGUAUGCAGGCUUGUCGGAAUGUGUUGCUGAAGGAUACGACGACUACUCGUGAGGGUCAUGGUGGGCAGGCUGGGGAGAGGGAUGUUCCGGAUCUGAUUCUUGUUAAUGGACCGGCGACUGGGACGAUUAUGGUGUUUACGAGCCUUUUGUUGAGGUUCUUUGAUGUUAAGGGUGUGAGUACGAGGGGGAAGAUGAGGACUGUCUAUGUGGAGUCUUGGGCACGGGUGAAGAGGUUGAGUUUGAGUGGCAAAUUGUUGAGGAGGGUGGUGGAUAGGUUUCUGGUGCAGUGGCCGCAGUUGGUCAGGGAGGUUGGUGGAAGUGUGGAGUACCUGGGUGUGUUGGUGCAGUAG
Molecule: messenger RNA, 822 nt
Organism: Recurvomyces mirabilis
Lineage: Eukaryota; Fungi; Ascomycota; Dothideomycetes; Mycosphaerellales; Teratosphaeriaceae
Gene: ALG14
Product: UDP-N-acetylglucosamine transferase subunit
Exons: 1
Coding region: 1-822 (273 amino acids)
Biological process (GO): dolichol-linked oligosaccharide biosynthetic process
Cellular component (GO): UDP-N-acetylglucosamine transferase complex
Molecular function (GO): N-acetylglucosaminyldiphosphodolichol N-acetylglucosaminyltransferase activity
Source: RefSeq, a predicted model, not a curated record